Molecule: messenger RNA, 817 nt
Organism: Gymnodraco acuticeps
Lineage: Eukaryota; Metazoa; Chordata; Actinopteri; Perciformes; Bathydraconidae
Exons: 8
Coding region: 1-729 (242 amino acids)
Source: RefSeq, a predicted model, not a curated record
AUGGGUGUGGCCAUGUUGCGGAUGCACAUGGCAAUGUCUCUAGUGACAAAUUCAGAUGACCUAUCCCAGCUCUGUAGGGCUUGUGGGGAGCUCAGCUCGUUGGCUGAAGGGGACAUUGAUACGUGGCCAAAAGUGGUGGCUUGGGACUUUGGCGACACAAUAAAGGCGGCCACCGUCAAACACAACAAGGUGGCCAUUGUGUCUGAUGGCAGCAGUGUCACUAAGGUGACCAUUUAUGAGGAGUAUGCCUCAAACAUCGCAGAGGGGGUCACAUCCCCCCCAACUGAGGGCUUCCAGUCUUCCAGUGAGGAGGUUCUGCGUACUGAACCUUCAACACGAAUUUGGUCAUCUCUCCGGGAUUCUCCAGACAGGCCUUUGCAAAGCUGCUGGAGCAUCGCACAAAGUGUGGAGGAAGAUUUUUUUAGACUGAGAUCAAAGAUACCCCAGAUCCAGGACACCGAGGCGGAGACCCUUAGAGGAGAGGGACAACUGUUCAUUGCAAUACUCAAUCUUGGAUGUGGCUGUGGCCCGCCCAGCUCUGUACGCCCGAGGGCUACAGGUCCUCUGGCGCUGUUUUCAGCUGCUGGCGCGGCAGCUCAGGCUCCGCCAUGCGGCGGAACAGAAGGUGGCCACCUUAAAAGGGGAGGUGGGAAACUGGAAACAGAAGGCAGGAGAGGCCCUGCAGCGCCUGGAGGUGCUGCAGGCAACCGCCUUGUUUGCCGAGGAUGACCGGAGUGACACAGGCACCCAGACGGAGAAGGAGGGAUUUUUUUUUAUUGUAUAAAUGUUGUGUUUGAAAAUAAAUGUGUUCAUUUAA